Dichotomopilus funicola is the source of this 5034-nucleotide messenger RNA. RefSeq lists its product as uncharacterized. Bases 1 to 5034 code for a protein of 1677 amino acids. Gene Ontology annotation, molecular function: protein binding. The transcript has 7 exons. The record is from RefSeq and is a predicted model, not a curated record. Lineage: Eukaryota; Fungi; Ascomycota; Sordariomycetes; Sordariales; Chaetomiaceae.
AUGUCGAUUCGAUCCCAAACCCUCCAAUCCUCAUCGACCUGGAUGCCGGGAGACCAACUGGCAGUCAGCAGCACCACCGGCCGCCAGCCAUCGCCUACCAGCCUUCGGGGAAGACUCCAGAGCCUCCGACGAACCACCACUUUAUCCAAGCCAUCCCAUUCCAACGAAUCGACAAGAGGACCACUAGGACUCAACCUCCUUCAUGAGCCGUCGGAGCCACGGGUAGAUUUUGUUUUUGUCCACGGCCUCGGCGGCGGCUCACGGCGAACAUGGAGCGCGUCGUCAGACCCAGCGUCGUACUGGCCCAAAGAAUGGCUACCUUCCGAGCCCGGGUUUCGACACGUUCGCAUCCACAGCUUUGGAUACGACUCGGACUGGACCAAGUCACAGCAAAGCAGCCUGACGAUGCAUGAUUUCGGUCAGGCGUUACUGGCAGAUCUGUACAAUUCGCCGCAUAUGAGGAAGAAUGGAAACACCCCUAUUGUCCUCGUUGCUCACAGCAUGGGAGGUUUGGUUGUGAAGAAGGCCUACUUGAUGGCAAGACGAGACCCCAUCUACGCGGAUAUCGCCAACAGGAUCCACAGCUUGUACUUUCUCGGCACACCUCAUCGGGGCGCCGACUCCAGCGCGCUGAUCACCACCCUCCUCUCUAUGUCUAUCGGACCCGGCUCCAAGGCCUUUGUUAAGGAGAUGAUCCCCGGGUCUGGGACGCUCCAAAACAUCAACGAUGAGUUCCGGCACGUUUGCAGCGACGUCGGGAUAUGGUCGUUUUUCGAGGGCCUUCCCACUUCCACGGGCCCUUCUAACACGAUCAUCGUCGAAAAGGAGUCAGCGGUUAUGGGCCUUCCUCGCGAACACACGCAAUAUCUGCAGGCCAACCACCGCCGCCUCGUCAAAUUUGACUCACCUGAAGAUCCCAAUUAUAACAUUCUAUUACGCAGCUUCAACACAACCAUCGAAGAGAUCGAGAAGCAUUACACUGCGGAAAAGUCCGAGAGCCACCGCAUCCAAAUGAAGCAGCUCGCUCACGCCUUCGACGUAGCCGAGCGUCCGGACGGCGACUUCAUCCGCAUGCUAGACAAGCUGCACACAGGCUCCUGCGAAUGGCUCACAGGCGAUGAAGCCUUCCAGGACUGGCUUGAGUGCGACCCCAUGUACGCCGCACCCGACACAGGCAUCAAGACCAUCACCUCGGGCCCCGCCAAGGACACGCCUCGGUUCCUAUGGCUCAAUGGCCCCCCCGGCUCCGGCAAGUCUGUCGCGUCCGGGCACGUCAUCCGAUACCUCGAGUCCCUCAACCUCGACUGCGCGUAUUUCUUCUUCAAGAGCAACGAGAAGCCGAGCCUGACGCAGUUCUUGCUGUCAAUGGCGCUGCAGAUGGCCGAGACGAAUUUCCAGAUCCGCCACACGUUCCUGGCCAUGAUGGAGGAGGGCGAGGGUAUUGACAGCCACAGUGACCAUGUGAUGGUAUGGAACAACAUCUUCCUCGGGCGCAUCUUCAAAAUGGCGAUGUCCCAACCGCAGUUCUGGGUUAUCGAUGCGUUAGACGAGUGCCAAGCCCGUUUGUUGGGCACGCUCAUGUCCAUGUUCUCGAGGAUCGAACCGAACGUGCCGCUGCGGAUCUUCAUCACUAGUCGGCCAAACGGGCAUGUGGAGCGGCUGCUGAACCAAGAGAGAAUCAUGCGGACCGAGAUGCACACGGGCCAGGCGGAAUCGUUACGGGAUAUCGAUGCAUUUGUCCGCUCUCGGCUGUCGCCGAGCAUCAUUGAGGACUUCAACGCUGAGGACGGCGAUUUGGUCGCAGAGAUCAUCGAAAAGUCCAAUGGGAUCUUCCUCUGGGCGUCUCUCAUCAUGACCCGCCUCGAUGAGGCGCACAGUAUCGAGGCCAUGCGCACAACGCUCGACCAGGUCCCUACCGAGAUGAGCGGCAUGUACAGCGGAAUCCUAGAGACCAUUGCCGAGUCGCCCAACGCCGAGCUCGCACACUGCGUGCUGAAGUGGGUCGUCUGCGCGCGCAAGCCUCUCACGACGGAAGAGCUGCGCGAGGUGGUACGCCUGGAUAUCAACCAAACGUUGCGAACGGCUGACCGCUUCGCACAAGUGUGCGGGAACCUGAUCACGGUCGACGAGAAUUACGUGCAGGUCAUGCACCAGACCGUCAAGGAGUUCCUCACGGGGGAGCAGAGCGAUUACUACAUCCCGCGUUCGUGGUCACACGCCCGUAUCGCCGAACUAUGCCUACAGCAUCUUAACAGCCGCAGCUUUAGCCCACCACGGACACGUCGCGUGGUUGCGGCCGCGGUCAAGGUCGACCCGAGGGAGAAUGGCAGUAGCAGCAGUAGUAGCGCCAACGGUGCCGUCAAGCCGGGUGCCUUUGACGACUACGCAGCGAGCAACUUCUCCUACCACCUCGCGCACUGCUCCCCGUCCGAAAAUACCCUCCACCUGUUGCCCCUACUAGGCACCUUCUUCGGCACGAAUGUGCUGACGUGGAUCGAGCGCGCUGCACGAACCGGCCGCUUGUCGCUACUCACCCGCACCAUCCAGAACCUGAAGGGCUAUUUGACUCGCCAGGUUGCCACCUCUUCCCCGCUCGACGCCAAUUACCAGCUCACGACGCGUUUUGUGGAUGAUCUCGUGCGUCUCUCGGCGAUCUAUGGCCCGAACUUGUUAACCACCCCGUCAUGUAUCCAUACGCUUGUGCCGCUCCUGUGUCCGAGGUCGAGUAUCAUCCACUGGAAAUUCGCCACGGGCGGAAGCGGACCGGGAGGUCCAUCAAGCAAAGGGAACGGACGAGGCGGCGGCAGUGCGGCCGGUGGGCAGAAACUGAAACAGCGCGUGCUAAGCUCGUUCAACAACGACUGGGACGAGCGACUCUCGUCACUUGCGUUCUCCUCGCGCGCACUGUCGAUCGCAUGUGCGGAGUCCUUCUUUGCGGUGGGCUUGGGUGACGGAGAGAUUCGAGUCUAUCGGCAGAGCACAUUCGAGCUGCUCUCGGCCCCACGCCACGGAGAGCCGGUCCGUCGUCUGGCAAACGGAAACUUCACAGGGGUCCUCCUGUCAGGCGGGCUCAGGUCGCUCAAGAUGUGGGGUGGGCCGCGGCAUGAUGUCCUGCUGUGGUCAACGACGGUGCCUGAUCAGCCACUGUCGUUCCGGUUUAGUCAGGACGAUACGAAGGUGUAUGUGCCGUUGCGAAGUGGGGAGGUGUAUGUGUUCCGGACCAAGACUGGGGCCAGGCUGGAUGCGUUGCCGAUCCUGGAAGAGGAAGCCUCGGACUCGGAGUCGGACGGGGGCGGCGGGGAACAGCAGCAGAAGCGAAUCACGCCCAUGCUGAUUCGGAUCAGUCCUAUGCUGGGCAUCGCGGCCAUCGCAUACAAGAGCUCACAUCUGAAGAUAUCGUACUAUGAUAGCGACGAGCGGGUGGAAGCGUUCGAGAAGGAAGGGUAUGAGGACGGGGGUCUUCCGCCGCAGGUGUUGGACGUGGCGUUCAAUGAAAACGCGGAGCAGAACCUGAUGGCGGUGGCGUACCAGGACGGGGACCUCGUUACCCUAGACCCAUGGACGCUACAACAGCAGAACGCCUAUCAUCUCAACGCGCACACGCUGGCAGCGUCGCCUGACGGUCACACCUUGGCGGCGGGUGACAGUGAGUGUGUCAUCUCGCUGUUUGCGUUCGACGGCUUGCGCUUGAUAUGUCGGAUCCAGUCUCUGGAGGAGCGUAUUAUGGGCAUCGUGUUCGCCUCGAACAACCUGCGGUUCUUCGAUCUUCGAGGGAACACAUGCAACGUGUGGGAGCCGGCGGUGCUCAUCAAGAAGAACCUGGCAGACGACACCUCGAGCGAGGAAGCGGACGACUACCUGAUGCCGGCAUCGAACCUCGUGUGUACGCGGAGCUUCGAGGAUAACAAGGCCAUCACGGUCAUGACGCAGGCGGGUGACAGCAAUUUUGUCUUUUGCGGCCACGAGGAGGGCUCGAUAACGGUGCACGACGUCAGCUCGGGUAAGGUGUGCGCCGAGUUCCAGUUCCAUGCCCGAAUGGUUGAAAUCCGCCACUUGGAGUGGAAUGCGAAGACCAAGGUGCUCUUCAGUGUGGAUGCGUCACGCCGGUGUAUCGCCACGAGGCUGACUCUACCGGCCGCGACAACGUCGAUAACUACGGCCGUGCAGAAGCAGCAGCAGCAGCUCAAACUACAGCAGUUUGAACACAUCCUCGAUUUCCGUGCGUCCGAUACCGUACUACAAGCCCUUGUCAGUCCCGACGGAUGCAGAUUCCUCGUCUCGACCCAGUCUGGGGAGGAACAGCACGUUUUUAAUGAGGAACGCAGCAUCACCCAGACCGCCUACUCACAGAAUAAAGCUCGAUGGCUAGCUCAUCCCACGGACCCGCAACAGCUUCUCCUGUUCGAAAGCGGUAGCAAGACCCUGCAUGUCUUCAGGUGGGAGGGCCUUGAGCGCCAAACACCUGAGUCAGGGAUCCCAAUUCACCUCCCACCCGAGAUGACACAAGUAUCCCCUGAGAUUGACCUCACAGAGGAAUGGCACUCGCGCUCCGGCCUCACUACUCUCGUCCAAACCCUCACUCUUCUGCAGUCAUCAUCUUCUUCCUCCUCCUACGCUUCCCAAACCACCGCCUUCCUCACCCUCGACCUAGCCGUGCUCAGUGAACCCUAUCCCACCCACCUCCAAAUCACCUGUACCACCCGCCAGCUCGCGUCACCCAUCAAAUCGCUCCUGGGCAUACACCGCUCAAAUCUCUUCUUCGUCAGCGGGCGCGGGUGGGUGUGCUCCAUCGGCCUCAAAACGCUCAAGACUAGCACAUCAUACGUCCGGCAUUUCUUCGUGCCGUCGGUAUGGCAAACGGGCGGCAGCGCCGACCUAAUUGCGCGUGUGGUGUCCAAAGGUACGGUUGCGAUGGCACAUCGAGAUGAGGUUGUGGUACUACAAGGGUUUUUGGAGUUCGAGCAUAAGACGGCAUUUGGGGAGGAGGAGAGCGCUGGUGGGAGGGCGGUCGCGCCGGCUAUUCGGGGACCUUGA